Pocillopora verrucosa is the source of this 1558-nucleotide messenger RNA. Its product is annotated as dimethyladenosine transferase 1, mitochondrial-like. Gene Ontology annotation, molecular function: rRNA (adenine-N6,N6-)-dimethyltransferase activity; mitochondrial transcription factor activity. Gene Ontology annotation, cellular component: mitochondrial matrix. Gene Ontology annotation, biological process: transcription initiation at mitochondrial promoter; rRNA methylation. Lineage: Eukaryota; Metazoa; Cnidaria; Anthozoa; Scleractinia; Pocilloporidae. The record is from RefSeq and is a predicted model, not a curated record.
GGCGGACGUUGAUGCACGGGUAUCUUUAGUUAGUUUUCAAUACCGUUUUUCGUCGCUUGAAUUAUCGGUAUGAUUAUCAAGUAUCUAUAAGAGUAACCAGUUUUGGAUAAUGUCUGCCAAUCCACGGCCUCUUCGUCUUCCUCCUAUGCCAAAAGUGGCUGACCUCCUUCGUGUGUAUGGGCUGUCUGCGAAGAAGCAACUUAGCCAAAAUUUCAUUCUUGAUCUGAACAUUACAGAUAAGAUUGCAAAAGUUGCAGAUGUGUUUGAUUGCCAUGUUUGUGAAGUAGGAGCAGGGCCAGGAUCACUUACGAGGUCCUUGCUACAUGCUGGAGCCAAACAUGUUGCUGCUGUGGAAAUUGACAGGAGAUUUCUUCCCUCUUUAGAAAUGCUUGAAAGUGCCAGCAGAGGAAGACUGUCAAUACAUCAUGCAGACAUCAUGAAGUUUUACAUACCAGAUGCUCUACCAAAAGCUGAUGCUGUGCAUUGGCACACAGAUGUUCCAGGUGUUCGUAUGGUGGGAAAUCUUCCAUUCAAUGUAUCUAUUCCUCUUCUUCUGCAAUGGCUUGAAGCAAUUCCACAGAGAGCUGGGCCAUUCACUUUUGGUAGAACACCAAUGGCACUUGUGUUUCAGAAAGAAGUGGCAGAGAAUAUCCAAGCUCCUCCUGGAGAUAAGGAAUGCACACGCCUUUCCAUUAUGACACAGUAUCUGUGUGAAGUCAACAAGAAAUACUUGAUACCGCGCAAAAUAUUUGUACCAGAACCAAAGGUUGAUGCCAUGUUGUUACAUUUUGUACCACGAGUCACACCCCUUAUUGAAGCUCCUUUCGUUGUUGUGGAGCAAGUAGUGAAAGCAAUAUUCUCAGAAAGACGAAAAACCAUCAGAAAUUCGUUACGAACACUGUUCCACACAAAGCCAGAAUUAUCGGACGAGCUGUUAGAGAGGACAGGGGUUGAUCCCACUCUACGGCCUAACCAAGUUAACUUCGAGGAUUAUGAGAAAAUUUGUCGCUCGUUUCUAGAAGUAUCACGUGAACAUGACAUGCCAAUCACGCCUCUUAGAGUACGCAAGCCUGUUGCUGUGGCAACGAGGAAACUCACUGGCGUGGAUACUCACACCAGUUAUCAAAUCACUCAGUAAUAUAGGCCUUACUUCAGCGGAUAAGGAGAAUCGUCAUGGUGUUGUAGUGUGACAGAAUGGCCUUUCGAUCUGUCAUGCCACUCUAGCCAAUAUAAUUUCACGAUCCCGUUCUUAUUUAGGAAACACAGAUACUGUCAAGCUUAAGAUAACAAGCGUAACACGUUCCAUCUCUGGCAUACAAUUUUUAGGCGUGCGAUGAGAUUAUUAUGAUGGUUAUGUCGAGUCGGCAACCGCGGAAAAAAAAUGGAUUGCGUCAUGUAUCACUUUUUAGUUUCUUUGCAAUCACUUUUCAGCGGGCUAUUCGUCGGAGUAACAAUUGGGGUUAAUUCUCAAUUCUACCUUACAGGGAAUGACUAAUUUGCAAUGUAGAGGGUAGAACCAGAGAAAGACAAUUAUAAAUUACAGGUGGCUGUCUGUGUA